Verruconis gallopava is the source of this 723-nucleotide messenger RNA. RefSeq lists its product as uncharacterized. Gene Ontology annotation, molecular function: 3-hydroxyacyl-CoA dehydratase activity. The transcript has 3 exons. Gene Ontology annotation, cellular component: endoplasmic reticulum membrane. The record is from RefSeq and is a predicted model, not a curated record. The coding region runs from base 1 to 723 and encodes 240 amino acids. Gene Ontology annotation, biological process: sphingolipid biosynthetic process; very long-chain fatty acid biosynthetic process; fatty acid elongation. NCBI's taxonomy places the organism in Eukaryota, Fungi, Ascomycota, Dothideomycetes, Venturiales, Sympoventuriaceae.
AUGUCGACGGCUGCGCAAACGAAACCAUCGACGGCGUCACACACGAACCCGAAGCCGGCAAAAGCACCCGCUGGAAGUCCCGUCAAGCGACUUUACUUAACAUUGUACAAUGCCGUCUCGUGUGGACUUUGGGCCGUGAUUCUGUACAGAGUUGUGUCUGUGCUGGUGGAAAACUACACGAAAGAGCCGUUUUUGGGGACAGUGAAAAGAAAGGAAAAUGCUUGGUACGAGACGGGCGAGUUUGUGAAGUGGGUGCAGACCGGAGCGUUGUUGGAGGUUGUGCAUAGUCUUCUGGGUAUCGUCCGCGCACCCGUCACGACGACCGCCCUUCAAGUUGCAUCUCGCGUUGUCCUUGUCUGGGGCAUAUGCGAUCAGUUCCCAAGCGUGCCGGCAAACAGUCUGUUCUAUUCAAGCAUGCUUGUUGCGUGGAGUGUGACCGAAGUUGUCCGCUACGGCUUCUUCGUUUUCUCGCUCAACGGCUUUGUCCCGGGCGUUCUGAGCUGGCUGCGCUACAACCUGUUCUUCGUCUUGUAUCCUUUGGGGAUCUCAAGCGAGAUGGCUUUGGUCUACAAGUCGAUCCCACUGGCCAAGAAGAGGGACGAAAGGUUGGAGUACGUCAUGUAUGCCAUCCUAGGCAUUUACUUCCCAGGCGCUUACAUACUAUAUACGCACAUGAUGGCACAAAGGAAGCGUGUCAUGCGUGGUAAGGCAAAGACGACUUAG